AUGGACUCGCCAUCAUAUCCACCAAAGCCAUACUCUUGUGUGAUCUGCCACAACAGAAAGGUCAAGUGUGAUCGCAAAGAGCGAUGCUCAAAUUGUGCAAAGGCCAAUGUAGAAUGCAUAUAUCGUCCACCGCCACCACCGCGUCGUCGCAAGAGAGAGCGUGGCGCGAGUGCAAGCGCGUCUCGGGAACGCGACAAGUCACUUCGGCGAAUGACGCCGGAGCCUCCCCGACUUGAUCAACUCAGCAAAUGCGCAUCACCGGCUAGGAAUCAGCCGUCCAAGGUGGAAUCCAAGCGGAAAUCAUCGGGAAGGAUGAUUAUGAGGGAAGGAAAUUCCCUUUAUCUCGAUAAUACCCUUUGGACAAGUGUUAGCUAUGAGCUACCGGAUGCCGCAGGUAUUCUAGAUAAUACAUCCGAUAGUCGCAAUGUUGACUUGUCUCAAGAAGAGGAUAUCAAUGAACCCAUGAUGCUCAUGGGGCUUGCGACUCAAGAGAGCCUCACCAUAAUACACCCAAAACCUUUGCAUAUAUUCAAACUGUGGCAGACGUUUCUUGAAAACGUCAAUCCCUUGAUCAAGAUUUUGCAUACACCAACUCUUCAGCCACAGAUACUAGAGGCCACUGGUGAUCUCCCAAAAAUAUCGAAAGAGCUAGAGGCGUUGAUGUUUGCCAUCUACUGCAUUGCAUUGGUAUCAUUACAGGCUACCGAGGUCGAAAGAUCGUUCGGAGAGAGCAAAACGAAGCUCCUGUCAAGAUGCCGACGAGGAGCUCAGCUGGCUCUGAGCAACGCCUCGUUUCUUCGGACCUCCAACCUCAUGAUCUUGCAGGCAUUCGUGCUUUACCUAUUGUCAAUGCGUGCAUUAUCUGACCCACAUACCACCUGGACUAUGAGCGGUGUUGCCUUACGAAUUGCCCAGAGAAUGGGCCUUCAUCGAGAUGGUUCUGGAUACGGACUGAACGAAUUUGAAUGCGAGAUUAGACGCAGGAUAUGGCUUCAACUAGUGAUUAUCGAUUCCACAUGUGCGCAGUUCUGUGGUGUCGCUUCCAGUUCAUUGCCUGCUAAUACCGAUACCAAGCCACCGAUGAACAUAAACGAUAGCGAUCUGGAUCCGCGCAUGACGGAGGCACCCCAUGAAAAGCAGGGUCCAACGGAAAUGAUAUUUUGCCUUGCUCGUAGCGAGUUCGGCAGAUGGCUUAGUUCCUGGAGCAAGGAUGUAGGCCCCUCCAAUUCUCCUUGGGCUUUUCUAUCUUCUUCAUCGAUGUCGCUCAGACAAAAAGAUAGGGCCAUCGAUGAACUUGAGAGCACCAUGGAGAAGAAAUUUCUGCAAUACUGCGAUCGGUCCAUUCCUCUUCAUCUGGCUACCAUAGGGAUGGCUCGCUCAGCCAUACAUUAUACCAGACUUACAGCGCAUCAUCCACGGCAAUAUCAAGUCUGCCAGGAUGAAAUCCCACCGGGUGAAAAGGACAUUAUUUUUGAAAAUUGCCUGAAGAUGGCUGAAUAUGCAGACUACCCUCAAACCAAUCCCGACGUCCAACGAUUUGGAUGGCACACUACGCACCACAUGCCUUGGGACGCGAUGAUUUUCAUGCUGUCCGAAAUGCGCUUUCGAACAGACCCAGAAGAGAAGAGCAAGGUCUGGGAGCUCGUCGGCAAUAUUUAUUCUCGCCAUGUUGCUCAAACACGAAAUGGUGCAGUGAUGCCUCUUCACCUGGCCUUGCAAAAUCUUAUGGUUAAGGCCUGGAAAGUGUAUACCGAGGAGUGUGACAAUCAGCAUCGUGCCCCAACCCCAUGUCCGACCAUACUUGCUACUUUAAUUGGCAACAAAGGUGACACCGAGUCACAAGCGAGACAGCAAACAAACAUUUCUAUAGAUGAAUUUCAUCAAGAGGCACCAGAGGACAACGGAGAUUUUGAUCUUUUGUUUCAAGAUAGAAGCUCAAUGGAUUGGAAUGAGUGGGAUGGUCUUUUAACUCAGUUCCAGGCAUCGCUAAUGGACGACAUUGUUAACUUCACAAAUCUUUGA
Molecule: messenger RNA, 2022 nt
Organism: Penicillium odoratum
Lineage: Eukaryota; Fungi; Ascomycota; Eurotiomycetes; Eurotiales; Aspergillaceae
Product: Zn(II)2Cys6 transcription factor
Exons: 4
Coding region: 1-2022 (673 amino acids)
Biological process (GO): DNA-templated transcription; regulation of DNA-templated transcription
Molecular function (GO): DNA-binding transcription factor activity, RNA polymerase II-specific; DNA binding; zinc ion binding
Source: RefSeq, a predicted model, not a curated record